GGUUUCGCAUAGUGUCUGUUCUACCUUCUCCAGACCAGCUAAUCUAAACAGUUUCUGUUUGGUUUUGCAAGUGGCCCUGUGUGUGCAGCAACAUGAGGAUCAUCGGCGUUGUCUUGGUAUUGACUGUCCUGACUGGGUCUCAGGCCUUCACAUUCCCAUGGCAACAGGAGCACCGCACCAGGUUCGAGGAAGCUAAGGCAGCGUUCUGGGACUACAUCGGCCAGGCAACUGACAUCGCACAGGAGAACCUGGAGGCCAUCAAACAGUCCGGGCUGGGAGCCGAGAUCAACGAGCGAAUCAGGCAGAGUCUGGACAAAGCCAACCUGUAUACCCUCGAGUUCAGUAAGACGAUGAACCCCCUGGCACAGGAAUUGGUGGACAAGUUGAACUCCAACGCUGAGAUGAUGCGCCAGCAGAUUGUACAGAACCUUCAGGAGGUGAACAGCCGCCUCUCCCCAUACGCUGAGCAGCUGCACCAGAAGAUCAGCAGCGGCCUGCAGAACCUGCAGGAGUCCCUGAGGGAGCAGGUCGACCUGGACGCCGAGGCCAUCCGCCGGGAGCUCUCUGCCGGCGUGCAGGAACUCCAGGAGAUGGUGCAGCUCAGCAUGGAGACCUUCCAGGAGAACGUCGCCCCCUACUCCGAGGAGGUCCGCCUCAAGGUCAACCAGGGUUUCGAGCAGUUCCGUCAGGGCCUUGUCCCCUUCGUAGCCGAGCUCCAGGUCAAGAUUGUCCAGAAAGCCCAGGAGCUGAGGAAAAACAUCGUCCCCUAUGCUGAAGACCUGAGUGGGAAACUCUCAGAUUACGAUCAACAAAUGCGAGAAAAGCUCAAUUCUGUGUGGGAAGGCAGCGAUUAAGCUGUUCCCUCAGUGAUUUAAUCAAUUCCCCUUGUUCGCUCCUCAACUGUCUCCACAUCACAUCCUGCUUUCUUCCUGCUUUUAAAUCCCCUCCGUGCAUCUAACUGACCAUUGUAGCGAUCUGGAAUAAAUUCUCGUGUUCUUGC
Messenger RNA from Stegostoma tigrinum, 1000 nucleotides. RefSeq names its product apolipoprotein A-IV-like. The transcript is spliced from 4 exons. NCBI's taxonomy places the organism in Eukaryota, Metazoa, Chordata, Chondrichthyes, Orectolobiformes, Stegostomatidae. Gene Ontology annotation, cellular component: high-density lipoprotein particle; extracellular region; blood microparticle. The record is from RefSeq and is a predicted model, not a curated record. Gene Ontology annotation, biological process: lipoprotein metabolic process; reverse cholesterol transport; phospholipid efflux. Bases 93 to 854 code for a protein of 253 amino acids. Gene Ontology annotation, molecular function: phospholipid binding; cholesterol binding; phosphatidylcholine-sterol O-acyltransferase activator activity.